Molecule: messenger RNA, 1896 nt
Organism: Dermochelys coriacea (leatherback sea turtle)
Lineage: Eukaryota; Metazoa; Chordata; Testudines; Dermochelyidae
Gene: DNAJC7
Product: DnaJ heat shock protein family (Hsp40) member C7
Exons: 14
Coding region: 143-1633 (496 amino acids)
Molecular function (GO): protein binding
Source: RefSeq, a predicted model, not a curated record
CUCUGUGGCCCCUCCCCUGGCGGGCGGCGGGGCCCCUCUUGACGGACCGCGGCGGCCUCUCCUUGCUCCCGGAAGUCCAUGUCCCUUCCGGUCCCCCCCGCCCGCUCUCUCCCCCUCCCCAGGUGCCCGGCCCGGCGGUAAGAUGGCGGCGGCGGCCGAGUGCGAUGUGAUCAUGGCGGCGCCCGAGGGCCCCGGCCUGCUGGGCGGCGAGGAGGAGACUCGCAGAGAAGCAGAGUCUUUCAAGGAACAAGGAAAUGCUUAUUAUGCCAAGAAAGAUUACAAUGAAGCGUACAACUACUACACAAAAGCCAUAGACGCAUGUCCUAACAAUGCCAGUUAUUAUGGUAACAGAGCAGCCACCCUAAUGAUGUUGGGGAAGUUCCGGGAAGCACUGGGAGAUGCCCAACAGUCCGUCAGAUUGGACGAUACCUUUGUAAGGGGACAUCUACGGGAAGGGAAAUGUCACCUGUCUCUCGGGAAUGCCAUGGCCGCCAGCCGCUGCUUCCAACGAGUUCUAGAACUGGAUCAUACAAACCCUCAGGCACAACAAGAGUUGAAGAAUGCGAGUGCUGUGCUGGAAUACGAGAGAAUAGCUGAAAUCGAUUUUGAGAAACGGGAUUUCAGGAAGGUCGUGUUCUGCAUGGACCGUGCUUUGGAGUUCGCUCCUGCCUGUCAUCGGUUCAAAAUCCUCAAGGCUGAAUGUUUGGCACUGCUGGGUCGCUAUCCAGAAGCACAGUCUGUAGCUAGCGACAUCUUGCGCAUGGACUCCACAAAUGCAGACGCCCUUUACGUCCGAGGUCUUUGCCUGUACUAUGAAGACUGCAUCGAGAAGGCUGUGCAGUUCUUCGUCCAGGCACUCAGGAUGGCUCCUGAUCAUGAGAAAGCGUGUCUCGCCUGCCGAAAUGCCAAAGCACUUAAAGCAAAGAAAGAAGAUGGAAAUAAAGCAUUUAAAGAAGGCAAUUACAAACUAGCAUAUGAACUGUACACAGAGGCACUGGGGAUAGACCCAAAUAACAUAAAAACAAAUGCCAAACUCUACUGUAACCGGGGGACGGUUAAUUCAAAGCUUAGGAAACUAGAAGAAGCAAUAGACGACUGCACAAAUGCAAUAAAACUGGAUGACACAUAUAUCAAAGCAUACCUGAGGAGAGCACAAUGUUACAUGGACACAGAACAAUACGAAGAUGCUGUGAGGGAUUAUGAAAAAGUUUAUCAGACAGAGAAAACAAAAGAACACAAGCAAUUCCUAAAGAAUGCACAGGUGGAACUGAAAAAAAGCAAAAGGAAAGACUACUAUAAAAUCCUCGGAGUGGACAAAAAUGCCUCUGAAGAUGAGAUCAAGAAGGCGUAUAGGAAACGGGCACUCAUGCAUCACCCAGACCGGCACAGUGGGGCGAGCGCAGAAAUACAGAAAGAAGAGGAGAAGAAGUUCAAAGAAGUCGGAGAAGCCUUCACCAUUCUGUCGGAUCCCAAGAAGAAGGCUCGCUACGAUAGUGGGCAGGAUCUGGAGGAGGAUGGCAUGAACAUGGCAGACUUUGAUGCUAACAAUAUCUUCAAGGCUUUCUUUGGUGGGCCAGGUGGCUUCAGUUUUGAAGCUUCUGGGCCAGGAAAUUUCUUUUUCCAGUUUGGCUAAAAUUAAAACAUACAAACCACAUACACACACCUGAAAUGCUUGUUUUAACCUUGAAUACGGACAUAAUUAGACUCCUGCCUUCAUCAUGUCUCAUUGUACUUAGAGCAGUUUCAUUUUCUCAGUUGGAGACCUCUCUGUUGUGUGCUUUGUGUGAGAAGAGGAAACCAGCGCUGAAGAGAGGGGGCGGGGAAGGCUUGUGAAUUUUGUUUUACUGUUAACUUUAUUAAAAAAAAAAUAAAAUGUUUUGAAUCUUUUGGUCCCUC